Chelonia mydas (Green sea turtle) is the source of this 4494-nucleotide messenger RNA. RefSeq names its product T cell activation inhibitor, mitochondrial (gene TCAIM). The record is from RefSeq and is a predicted model, not a curated record. Gene Ontology annotation, cellular component: mitochondrion. The coding region runs from base 365 to 1891 and encodes 508 amino acids. Lineage: Eukaryota; Metazoa; Chordata; Testudines; Cheloniidae. The transcript is spliced from 12 exons.
GGGCCGCUGGGGCCCGGCCGAGCUCUCGCGCAUGCGCGGCUACACUCGCUGUCUCUCUUGGUCGCAGGCUGGAGGAACGCGCGAGGUGACGCGGCUGCGCGCGACCCCGGGCCAGCGCGCGACCCCGGAGCGUGGGCGGAGCCGGAGGAGGAACCGGCCCGGGAGGUGGGAAGGUGACGGCAGCGACCCCGCCCCUCAGGCCACUCCUCCUUCUCCCUGUCGGGAGCGGGGGGCGGGUCACUAGUGUUAGGUCCCUGCGCCCGUGCCCCGCGAUGGGGACCGAGCCCCGGCAGGCGGGGGCCGCUGUCACGACGCUGAGUGAUCUAGCGGAUGUCUGAAAGUUGACUUGAGCAUAAGCAGUGAGAUGUUUUCCCAUUUGGGGUCUGUGAGGAGGUUGUGUCUGGAGAAAAUAUUGCUACAGUGGGUUCUUCAGGCAAGACCUUUGUCAGGGGCUGAAGUCUUCAAUGCUCUCAGACCUUUCUAUUUUGCUGUGCAUCCAGAUUUCUUUGGCCAGCAUCCCAGAGAGAGGGAAAUCAAUGAAAACUCUCUUAAGAGGUUAAAUGGCUAUUUGGAGAAUCUCCAGAAACCAGGAUUUAAGUCUUUUAAGCCAACUCAACUCACUUUUUACGUGAGAGAGAGAGAACAAAACUCUUCUGAUGUCCAAGAAUCCUUCAGUGCUGCAGUGCCUUAUCUACUACCCAUUGAUGUCAAUUGGCAUUGUAUCAGGCCCUUAAAGGCCAUCCCAGGUUUUCGAGCUGUCAGUUUUACUUUGCACACCAGGGACUUACUAAGCACAGUAUUAGACAUUCUCAACUCCUGCAGCUUAUCUACUGAGCAUGUCCAAUGCGUGAACUCUCAACCUCACAAAGAAGUAAAAGGGACGUUUUAUAGGCCUAUCAAAUGGGACAAGACUUAUUACUCAUUUACUGGAUUCAAGGAUCCUGAGGAAGAACUAGAACAAGCCCAGAGGGUGGAAAUUACUCUAAUCUCCUGGUUAGAUAAUAGUGAAAAAAGUGCAGUAAAGAAGCUGAGAAACAGCUUACCACUUAGGGAAGAACUAAACCGUUUAAAAGAUGACCUCACUCAUCAGCUACAGCUCUCUGAUAUCAGGUGGCAAAGAAGCUGGGGUAUUGCGCAUCGUUGUAGCCAGCUACACAGUCUAGGUCGUUUAGCUCAGCAGAGCCCAGAAGUACUAAGGAACGUUAAAGGACACACAGUAGUAUUCACGGACUGUUCAGGUAUGAGUGCAACAGGCCAUGUCAUGCUAGGCACAAUGGAUGUUCACCACCACUGGAUCGAAAUUUUUGAGAGAUUGCCUAGCUAUUAUAAACUUCAAAAGAAGAUGCUGCUUUUGGAGGACCGUAUAAGUCAUCUUCUAGGAGGCAUACAAAUAACAUACAUUGAAGAACUGCAACCACUGCUAACUCUUGAAGAGUAUUACACCACUCUUGAUGCUUUCUAUAAUAGAUUGCUAAACAGUAGGCUAUCGUUUCACCCUCGUAGUCUGCGUGGCUUGCAAAUGAUUCUAGAAAGUGAUAGGUAUGCUCCAAGCUUGCAUGAACUUGGUCAUUUUAACAUCCCAACAAUGUGUGAUCCAGCAACCCUUCAGUGGUUUAUUAUUACCAAAGCACAGCAAGCAAGAGAGAAUCUGAAAAGAAAGGAAGAGUUGACAGUGAUGGAAAAAGAGCUAAUCAGUGCUUCCACUGAAAAAUUUUCUCUGAAACAGCUGUAUAAGGAGCCAAGUAUUUCACAUGCACAGAUGAUAGAUUGUUGUAAGCGACUGCUGGAAGAAUCACUCCCAUACCUGCAAGGCAUGCACCUCUGCAUUUCACACUUUUAUUCAGUGUUGCAAGAUGGAGACCUCUGUAUCCCUUGGAACUGGAAAAGCUGAGGCCUGUCUAAUAGGCAGAGGAACUGUCUGUUUUCACUAAGAGGCUAUAAACAUGAAUUUUCUUUUAGAGUAAAUUAUUUAAACAUGUAUUUUGAUAUCAGUCACUAAGCCAAGAAUUUUCCUUUUAAUUGCUGCUCAGAAAGUAGAACUUCAGUUCUUGACAGCUUACUGAAUAAUGUACAGUAUAGCUAGUUCAUGCAUAAAAUUCUGUACGGUUUCCAUACUCCUCUUGAAGUCCCAUCAUAGGGAAGGGGUAAUGAAAGGGCAUUUUUGAUAGUUAAACAAAACUUUUGAAUUGGAUUUGAAGGUUACAAAAAGGGUUUUGGUUUGUUUGUAAUGUACAUGAAUAUUCCAGGAUGGAUUUUGUAAAGUUCAUAGAAAUUGUACCUUUAAAGCCAAGCACUAUGUACUAACUAAAGUAGGUGACUAACUCGAUUCAAAAAUUAAGACAUAACUUGUCAAAGUAGUUUUAGGGGCAGCAAAAGCUGUAGAAGUAAUUCUAGAGUCCUUUAUAUAUCAUUAAUUAUCUGGUGCCAAUAUUGUAGUUACAUAUUGCUGUAUAUCUUACUAUAUAAGAAAUACAGAAGAAUGAAAAAUCCUUCAGUGUUUUUAUAUGCAGACAGGAAAAGUACUUUGAACAUUUGUUUAAGAGGAGUUUAUUUUAAAUAUCAAUCCAAUAUCUGCCCAUUGGAGUAGGUGUUCACACUUAAAUAUUUGACAUCUUUGUAAAUAUAUCUCCAAUCUACAUUAUUGUUACUAUCAUUUGUUACUGGAGUAUAAAAUGCAUCAAUUGUUUUUAAGUACACUGUAGCUACGGACAUGACUAUGAAACUCUUACUCACACUGGUGAGCGCUGAUUUGCAUGACUAGUCUCAAUGAAAUCUAGGGAUGGUAGAAGUCAGUGUGACUACUCAUAACAGUAAGUGCUCACUAAUGUAAGUAUGAGGUUCACAAUCGACCCUGAGGAUCAGGCAUAAUGAAUUUUAUUUAUACUUGAUAACUCCAAUAGCUGAUUGAGAGCUUAUUUUCUGAGUAAAUGUUAGACCCGUUAAAAAGCUGCUGUUUCACUGUAUUUCACACUAAAAUACACACCAUGUUUGAGUUCUACAUCUUGCGAAAUCGUCUGAAAGGAACUAGCCAGUUAACAUUUUUUGGACUUGGAUUCAUCUUUCAGAACUGGCAAAAAUACUGUAAAAUAAAUGUGUAUAAAUUAUGUAUAUUAUUGUUUGUGUUGUUAAGAUUGCCCACCACCUCCCAUUAUAAGAUCAUGUUUUCACUUGCUUAUAACUUUGCUGUACUUUAACAGUUUGGGCCCAGAUUUUCAAUACUAGGUGUCUGCCUUCGGCUGGAUUUUUUGGAAAACUUCAGCUGAAAUGGUUCACCAUUUCUGAGAAUGAAGCAAAGGAAAAAAUAUUAUUUAGUCCAUGUUAAAUAUUUCUUGCUCUUCUUUGAACUGCCUUAGCACCCCUGUGCUUUGGAGCAAGAGGGUUGAUUUUUGUGUCAGGGAUGUGACUCUUGUCUUCCCCAUGAAAAUCCACUUGAAUUUGGCCAAGUUUUAAGUCUUUGAAGAAUUGCAUUUUGCACAUGCACAGUAGAGCCUUGCUAGAGCUUAACUGCUAAAACUUCUAAAAAUUCCAUCCUCACUGAGUAUGCUCCAACCAACUGAGAUGUGAAAACUGAGGAAUGGAGGCUGGGAGUGACCAGGUGAGGAGAAUGGGACUGACACAAGGGAUCAGGACUAGGGAAGAGACAGGACUGAGACAAGUUGGAGGGGACAGGAUGGGACAGAAGGGGUCAGGCUUGGGGGAAAUGGGAAGGAGAGUCUGUGCCCACUGGAGCACGGGUUCUAUUCUAGACUCCCCAUUCAGUGUCUACAAUAGAACCCAAGAUUGCAGAGUCUCACCAUUCCUUUGCUGUCUGCAAACAUCUGUGCAACCCUUGUCGUAGUGUGUGUCCCAUUUCCCACUAGUACUGGUCCACGUAGAGGAUGACAACCUACUCCUGCUAUCAGUUACUCUAUUGGCACUAUUGGAGAGGUCUGUGUGGUGAAUCUAAAGGUUUCAAUUCUGUUGGUGACCCAUGAGGUUGUCAAUAUGAUGUCACAUUGUGGAAUUUGUUUUUUCAGUUUCUUUAAAAAAAUAACUAGGAAAUAAUACACAAACUAUGUUGAAAAUACAGUAUUAAGGUUGCAAAAUUAAGCACUCAAAAGUUAUGAAAUACCAGAAUGUAGAUUGCGUAACUCAACCCUCAGUAUUCUUUACAUCUAUUUUUUGUGUGGAAUGAGAAAAAAGGGUGGUGAUCAAUAAUAAUAAAAAUCCAAAGCCAGUUUUAUUUUUGAGUAUUCACUGAUUUAAUGUUUAGUAAUCAUAUUGGCUGAGACUUGAGACUUUUUCUUCUCUCUUGUUUAGAAAUUUUGGCUACUUAAAACCAAAUACUUGAAGGAAAGGUGGGUAACAAUUCUUGAAUCUCAACUCGUGAUCAAAGAUUUAAGAGAGGUGGACCACCCGUUAUCAAACCAGCACAUUUCAGAUCAUGUCAUUCAGACUUCAAGAAGUAGUUUAGUCUUUACCAUUGUUGUAGAAAAUUAACCACUCAUUGUUUUA